AUGCCACCACGGGUGUUGGUCAUCGGAUCUGGUCUAGCCGGUCUGACUACAGCAUACUUGUUGCAUAGGGAAGGUUGUGAGGUCUUUCUCGUCGAACGGUCUGAUCAACUAGGGUUCCAUUCUUCUUCCAUUGUCAUUCCAAGGGACAACGCAAAGGUACCCUGGGGCCAGGAAGAUUGGGUGGUCGACGUUCCCAUGCGGAGUUUCCAAGGCGGUUACUACCCUCUCUUGAUUGCGCUUUACAGACAUCUCGGACUCUCGUUCACCUCUGCAGACUUUACAUUCUCCUUCUCUCGACUUCAUGCUCCAUCUCCCCUUCGCUCAGCUUCUCAUUCCAACCGACCGACAAUUUCCACUUAUUUUAUUCAUUCUGGAUCAUCAGGUCUUUCACUCCCUUCCUUUCCUCACAAAGCUUACAGCUCGUUCAUCGCUCUCCUCCGACACUCAGUCCGCUGGACGAUUUUCGCCGUAUGCUACAUCUGUCUCCUGGUCUUAUCAUUCAUCUCAUGGCAUACCCUCCUCCCUCUCCCUCGUACGCUCUCAGCCUUACUCGACUCGAUCUCCGAUCUGCCGAUACUGUAUCGGAUAAUAGGAGAAUUCAUCCAUGAGAUCUUUGUGCCGAUCUUUUCGGCAGUAGGCACCAUGACGUGUUCCGACGUCCUCAACACACCGCUCGAUACAAUCCUGGCGUACGUUCAUAACACCUUUGGAACGAGUCAUUACGCUCUGGCGCAACAUUCCGCAAGGGAUGUCGCCCGACUGCUGGUCGAGCCUUUGAGAAUUCAAGGCGGCGAAGAUCAUAUUAGGCUCGGCGCUGAGAUCUCCGCGAUUCGCAUGACAACGAAGGCAUCUCGAGAUGAUAGACCGUCGCCGACGGGUGAUCAGGCCUUCAAAGUCAGUUUGAAAGAAGGUGAUGAGAUAAUCGUGGACAGAAUCGUCAUCGCCACUCAGGCUAGCGCUGCCAUUUCUUUAAUAGACAUGAUCAAAGGCAUGGACUCGCAUGAGGAUCAGCGCAGAGUCGAUCUCUUCAAGUCAGCGCUGUACAGAGUCUCUUACAGGGAGACCAUUGUAGUAACACAUCGAGACUACUCUGUGCUACCGAGAGACGCCGAUACGCGAGACAUCAACCUGGUCCUGCCGGACUCAUCCUUGCUACAUCCGACGACAGAAUCAAGCUAUGGGCCAACUCCAGCCCUUUCGUCAACUUGGACCUCGCGAUCCCCCUCUAAUUACGCAUCUGGUCCAUCCACACCGAUGGAACCCGCCUUCCAUCAGAUGUCUAUGCCUUAUUUCCGUCCGAAGAACGACGAGGUGUAUACCAUGGCGACGCACAUCAUAUAUCCUCCCAGUGGUUUUGAAUCGAAUGGUCCGAUACUACAAACGACAAAUCCAAUCGUACCGAUUGCCUCUGGAUCUGUCCUAGGUAUAGCGAGACUUGAGAGAGCUUUGCCACUUGAGAAUCCAGAUACCAUCCUCGAAUCACUGAGCGUGGCGCCGGGCUCAUCCGACGAAGCAUCGCAUAAAAUUCACUUUGUGGGAUCCUAUGCUCACUCUGGAAUACCCUUACUGGAAGGUUGCGUGGGCAGUGCGCUGCGAGUGGUCAAAGAGAUCUUGGAGAGCGAAGGACUUCGAACUCGGACCAAUAAGACGCCCCUGGGACAUGUGGACUGGACCCAAGGCUUGGGAGGCAGAGUCGGCCGACUUUGGCGUUGGCGUGCGCGAAAACUCUAUUAG
This is a messenger RNA of Kockovaella imperatae, 1734 nucleotides long. RefSeq lists its product as hypothetical. Bases 1 to 1734 code for a protein of 577 amino acids. Gene Ontology annotation, molecular function: oxidoreductase activity. The transcript has 5 exons. NCBI's taxonomy places the organism in Eukaryota, Fungi, Basidiomycota, Tremellomycetes, Tremellales, Cuniculitremaceae. The record is from RefSeq and is a predicted model, not a curated record.